AGAUGGCCAUGAUUCCAGACACAAAUGAUCUUUUUUUUGUAAAUCAUACAAUCGACAAUUCCUAAAGUAAUACCAGGAUUAUAUUGCAUUUAUCGAAUUGUGUUUAAUUAACCACGACGAAUAUUACUCAUAAAAUUUUUAUGUAUUUUUCAAGAGUGACCUGACGCAUGUUUCAAGAGUGACCUAACCUGUUUGAAAAAUCUGCUCUGCAUUCUGCUUCUGCUGCUAUCUGCUAGCUGCUGGGCUAGGUGGUAGCGAAGGUCGUUCAGUCAAGUGUUUGGGUUUUGGAUUUUAGUUUAUUAAUAAAAAAGUAAUGGCAAACAGGAUUUUAACUCGUAUAUCGUCGGUUUCAAAGCCAUUUAUUCGAACUUUUGAUGCACAAGAAACUAUUUUGAGACAUGAAGCCACAGCGACUUCUUUUGACAUCCAACAUAAAACACCGCCUCAGAAGAAAGUAGACAAGAUACCUGUUGCUAAAUAUGGCGGAAGACAUACGGUCACAAUGCUGCCGGGAGGUGGUAUUGGUCCUGAGCUUAUGGGUUACGUGAAGGAAGUUUUCAGAUUUGGUGGAGUGCCAGUCGAUUUUGAAACCGUGCAAAUUGAUCCAAUUAGCGACAGUAAUACUGAUUUAGAGUAUGCUAUCACUUCGAUUAAGAGGAAUGGAGUCGCUCUAAAAGGAAAUAUUGAAACAGGUAGUUUGGAUACGACUGUGAUAUCUCGAAACGUGGCUUUGCGAAAUGAACUCGACCUCUUUGUGAAUGUUUUGAACUGCAAAUCGUACCCUGGAAUCUCAGCCAGACACCAGGAUAUCGAUAUUAUUAUCAUCAGACAGAACACUGAAGGAGAAUAUGCUAUGCUUGAACACGAGAGUGUGUAUGGUGUGGUUGAAAGUAUGAAAAUAGUUACUGUUGAAAACUCAGAACGAGUAUCACGCUUCGCAUUUGAAUAUGCCAAAAAAGCUGGUCGUAAGAAGGUUACUACAAUCCACAAAGCGAACAUAAUGAAACUAUCCGACGGCUUAUUCCUUGAGACAAGCCGUAAAGUGGCAAAGGAAUACCCGGAGAUUGAGCACAACGACAUGAUCAUUGAUAACUGUUGUAUGCAGUUGGUUUCCAAUCCUCAUCAAUUCGAUGUCAUGAUAAUGACCAAUUUGUAUGGUACUAUUGUGUCCAAUGUUGUUUGUGGUUUGGUGGGGGGAGCUGGACUUUUGUCUGGAAAGAACUAUGGUGAUCAUUAUGCUAUUUUCGAGCCAGGAACCAGAAACACUGGUACAGCUAUUGCUGGAAAGAAUAUUGCAAAUCCAAUUGCCAUGCUAAAUGCUGGUGUGGACAUGUUGGAACAUUUGGGACAUUUCGUGCAUGCUGAUAUUCUGCAGAAUGCCAUUGACAAAACUGUCAAUGAAGAUCGUAUUCAUACGCCAGAUCUUGGAGGAACAGCUGCUAGCACAGAUGUUGUCCAAAAUAUCAUUCGCCAUGUACAAACCGCUACAAAGAAUAUGAAAUGGAAUGUUUCGGUUUCUAAUUAAUGACGUUAGAAGGCAGUCAAUUUGUGGAAGAAGCAACUUUAUGUCAAUCUAUCUUGCCAAUAGAUGGACUGCACCAUGGUCCAAUAAAAUUAGAACAGCAUUCAAAACGACAUCUUUAGACUACACGAUGAUUAAGGCUACUGGAAUUUGUGUCUGAGAAUUUUUUUUCUCUGAAAAAGUUUUUUUUUCUAUUCAACUUUGUGUAUAUGUAUCCAGAAUAAGGAUACGGCCAGCGCACACAGCAACAGUAUGCAGACAGACGGAGGAAAAAUCCCCCCUCAGGUUAUCGAAUGUUGCAAUGAAUUGUUAUCGAAUGUCCUUUUGUCUGCCGACGUUUUUUCUAAGGGAGAUUUUCUAAACGUCUGCACGCCAACGUUUCUCCAGUUUAUCAGCAGUACCGAAAAAGGCACUGGGUUUGAUUUCACAGUUUAUUUACAAAUGUAAACAAAUCUGAAAUGCUUUCUGGUUAAACGUUAGUUUUGUAUGCCGACGUCUGCGUUUGACCAAAACAUCUGUCAGCAUGCAUACGUCUGUGUGCGCUGAUAUUGCGCUCACACUGCAUAUGAAUAUCUAUCGUACGAAACCGAUAGUACGAGUUGAAUGCCAUUAUAAAUGUUGAAUUAGAUACCUUUUCAGAAAUUUAGGCUUUAAUCAACUAGAACUGAACAUGAAUGGUUGAAUAGGAGGAAUCAACAAAUUGAAUAAAUAACGGGUGCUAUGGUUGCACCACAUUCUUCCCUUGUUUGAGAGAAUUCAAAUUCAACAGUUCUGUGGUUUAGGUGCCAAAUAACGAAGAGAACUGUGGAUUCACGUCCAUCUUGAUGACGGAUCAAUGCAUACUCGGGAUUGGCUUGAAUGAGUUCAACCUGUUCGACUAAGGGUCGCUUUUUGAUCUUCUAACUAGCUUCUUCAACCAGACUGUGCCAGGGGCUGACAAGGGUGGACAAACAUUUGUGCAUGCGGGGUUGCUUUGGUCGUUGUACACAGUAGAGAACGGAUUGAGUGUAGUGCUCCUGGAAGGGCUGUUUCCCACCUGCAAAUCGACAAGGCAAUGGCAGUUACGAUUUUCAAUAUAACUCCCACGUAUUGUUCCGCCUGCCCAUUUCCUUUAGGGUUGUAAGGCGUUGUAUGGCUAUACCUUUUGAUCGUAAGUGAGUUCCAAGACGAUCCGACAUGAAUGACGAUCCUCGAUCUGAAUGUAAGUACAAAGGUAGACCAAAUAAGACGAAAAGGUUAUAGAAACGUAUUUGAUGACUGUCUCGGCCGAUGUGUCUGUACAAGGAAAAGCCUAUGGAAAUCGGGAGUAAUAUCUACUAUAGUGAUUAGAUACUUCUUUCGCGUCGAUGAUAGAAGUGAACCUUUGAAUUCAAUAUUGAGUUGUUCAAAAGGUCGUGUCGAUUUUAUGAGUGAACCAGAAUUUUUGUGAAAGCGAGAUUUCAACUCUGAACACACCUGGCAUUUAGAGCAUGUACGGCGUACGUCGUCCAGUGAAAAGGGGAGAUUCUUUAUUUUUACCCAAUGAUGAAGACGAGCGACACCAGGGUGAAAUAGGUCAUCAUGAUAUUUUUGUAGGGUGUGGUCUUUUAAACAGCCAGUUGUUGCGCAAGCUCUUGAAAGUGCGUCAGCGGGAACAUUAAGAUUUCCUGGUUUAUAAAUGAUAUCAAAUUUAUAUUCUGAAAGUUUGAGGUGCCAACGUGUGAUUUUCUCGUUUUUUAUUUUAUUUGUAUGAGUUGUACUGAGCAUGUAUGUCACUGAUUUUUGGUCGGUAAUCAGAGUGAAGGAGCGCCCUAGUAAGUAAUGCCUCCAUUUUCGAAUUGCUUCAACAAUAGCAUAAUAAUAUACCUCUUUUUCGAUUGAUGAGAUGAAUCUCUGAUUUCGCUUUGAGAUAACGAUCUUUAGAAAAGGCUACUGGUCGAUCAAUUUGAGAAAGAAUAGCACCUAUUGCUUGAUCCGAGGCAUCGGUAGUUACAGUGAACCGGGCGUUGUCAUCAAUGUGCACUAAGAUUGCUCAAGCUAUUUCUGAUUAUGUAUGCAUUAAUUUGUCAUCAAGAUGGACGUGAAUUCACAGUAUCUCUUCGUUAUAUCUCAUCGCAGUCUCUCUGUAAAGAAUAACGUCAGUUUAUUACUCUAUGAAAAAUUGAGUCUACCUGAAAAUAACAAUAUUAAGAAUAUUAUUUGACGCUAAAGCCAGUAUGUCCCUAAAUCCUAAAUUUUUCAAGCUGAUAACUUGGUAUGAUAAUGAGUAUGGUUAUUCUUGUAGAAUCAUUGAUCUCAUUAAGCACAUGCAAGAUAAAGAAUGUUGAUAUGUGAAAAAUAUAUAAGUUACGGUAUAGUAUUAUUCAAAUUUGAACUAUAUACUUCUCAUCAUGUUAUAAAUGGUAUUACAAAUAUUGAGUAAUUUUUAUAUUAAUCCAACAAUCAGCUGUUAAUAAUCAGUUAAUAAGCUUUAAUUUUCAAGCGAAUACAUCCGAAGUGAGAAAUAUCUUAACGUGCCUAAACGUUGGAAAAAUUCUAAUGCAGUGUGAGCACUCAUAUCUAUUCCAAAACGUCUGUAUUGUUGUUGCGUUUCUGUACGAAUGCGUAUGCAGUCAUAAUGCAUCCUCAAAUCCACUCUUUAUCCCAUGCUUGUGUUUGCCCUAUCCAAUUCGUGUGAUUUUAUACAAUCUAUUAAACAAUCCCAAGUAUUAAUUAAUUUAUUUUUGAAAAUUGUUUAUUGUAACCUUUCAAUUUGGCACCUAUUUAGAUGUUAUGUUAAUUUUCAUAUUACCACAGUAUCAAGAAAUAUACAUUGUUGCCAUCAUCUA
Nilaparvata lugens (brown planthopper) is the source of this 4329-nucleotide messenger RNA. It is a transcript of the gene Idh3g, whose product is annotated as isocitrate dehydrogenase [NAD] subunit gamma, mitochondrial. The coding region runs from base 314 to 1525 and encodes 403 amino acids. The transcript has 10 exons. Gene Ontology annotation, cellular component: mitochondrion. Gene Ontology annotation, biological process: tricarboxylic acid cycle; isocitrate metabolic process. NCBI's taxonomy places the organism in Eukaryota, Metazoa, Arthropoda, Insecta, Hemiptera, Delphacidae. The record is from RefSeq and is a predicted model, not a curated record.